Messenger RNA from Exophiala xenobiotica, 795 nucleotides. RefSeq lists its product as uncharacterized. Lineage: Eukaryota; Fungi; Ascomycota; Eurotiomycetes; Chaetothyriales; Herpotrichiellaceae. Bases 1 to 402 code for a protein of 133 amino acids. The record is from RefSeq and is a predicted model, not a curated record. The transcript has 2 exons.
AUGUCUCCCAAAGCCAAUGAUCGUUCAACAUUACGAGCUGCACCUUGCGACGAACCCUCACGUCCUUGUCCUGCUGCCACCCAGGUUGUGAACAUCAUCAGCGAGACCUGCCACCUCCCUACCACUAUCGUCGAACCGCGAACGCCUGCGAAGAUGGGUGGCGGUGGAAAAGUACCCUACCCCAAGCACGUCUGGUCACCCGCCGGUGGUUGGUAUGCGCAACCUCACAAUUGGAAGUCGAACACCAUGAUCUUCGGGGCCGUCAUUGCGGGGUGUGCACUUAUUGCUUGGAACGUGUCAGCAAACAGGGAGCACAGAUACAAGAUGCCGGAGCGAACUGGUUUCUUUCCCAGUCGGAAUUGGAGCAAGCAAAUACUUGAACACGACAAAGCCCAGAAAUAGAUACCUCCUUCGACGGACGCAAGCAGGACCUUGUGAACGGAAGACCUUCCAGAGUAGAAGGUCGCAGCAUACACUGUACAUACUCGAUUCAUGAUGCAUCAAACGGACCUAACAUACCUUUCCGCGGUAGAAAUGGGGACAGUGAGCGGCGAUAGGAGCAAAGGACAGGACAUGACCAUCAAAUGAGAAGAAUGGAACAACACCAGGCCAUAAAUGGUCAUCCUCUGUGAAUAUUGCAGUUGCAAGACCUCAAUUCGAGAGGUCAUGCCCGGACUCGGGCCUUCCGUUUGAGUCCUAGAAAUAAGAUCUUCUCAGAAAGGAAACGUUUGACCAAUCCCAAAAUACUACAAAGACUGACCAGAAUCAAAACGCUGUUCCAGCGGAAGUUUGUGC